GCCUUUGGUGCAAGUUGUUCCCGACGUAAUUGAAACUGUGGAGGGUAGGAACGUUACUGUAAUGUGUAACGUGACAGCGAAUCCUAAACCAAACAGGAUCAUAUGGAAAAAGCCUGAUGGAAUUCUUUCCAGCGCGAGGACCAUUGUUAUUGAAGGAAAUCUCACUAUAAAAAAAUGUCACUACACAAGAAAACGGCUCCAACGUGUGAACUGCGACAAACCCCUGCAGUACCAAAUCAUCGUCAGUUCUCCUUCGUGUCUUUUCAGCUCUCAAAUUUGUCAUCAGGCCUCCGUCAAAUGUGACAGUGAUGGCGCAUGAAGCUGUCAUUCUGCGUUGCUGUGCUUCAAGCCACCUGAAGCCAGCCAUACUAUGGAUGUAUGAUGGAACUUUUUCCUUUUCUUCAGGAGCGACUGUUGACUCCUUGAAUGUUUUGACCAUUUUAUCUGCUAACAUAUCUCAUUCUGGUUCCUACACUUGCAAUGUGGCUGAUGCAUUCAGCUCAAGUCAAACAAGGGUCACCGUUCAUGUAAAAUACCCUGAAACCUGCAGCAAAGUAAAGACAAGCAUCAGCGAGGUCAGUGGUGAUUACCUCAUCGAUCCUGACGGUGUUCUUGGCGAGGAUCCAUUUCCUGUAUACUGUAACAUGACUGGCAAAGGAGGCGUUGGAGUGACAGUCGUCGGUCACGACAGUGAAAACAGAACGCAGGUGAUAGGAUACGAAAAGUGCGGUGAAUAUUUCGUUGAUAUUCAUUACAGAUCUGCCAGCAUAUCUCAGUUAAAAGCUCUGACGGAAGCCUCUGAUAACUGUCGACAGUUCAUACAAUACGAGUGUUUCCACGCCACUUUAAUUAAAGAUGGAUAUUCAUGGUGGGUUUCACGUGACGGCCAGAACAUGAUGUACUGGGGGGGAGCAAACUUAACAACUGGUAGCUGCAUAUGUAGUUUAACUAGAUCGUGUGAUCAAAAUGAUCAAAAGUGGCGGGAAGACAGCGGUUUUCUCACCAUCAAGUUCCACCUUCCCGUCAAACAGCUAAGAUUUGGUGACACGGGAGGACGACAUGAAAAAGGAUACCACACCUUAGGAAAACUAGAGUGCUAUGGCCUGACUUAGGUGCAGAAAAAAUUGAAAACAUGAAAAUUCUGACCAUAAUCGAAACAAAUCAUAUGUAAAACUAUAACCAAUCACCACUGGGUCGCUUGAUAUAAUUCCUGCACUUAAGGUUUUUUUGCAUGGUUAUACACCGUACUCAUUAUUUUUCUUAUUACGCCUCGUUGGUGCUACGCAAUCUAAAAAUAUAAAAAAAGCAAAAAACUGU
This is a messenger RNA of Pocillopora damicornis (cauliflower coral), 1317 nucleotides long. Its product is annotated as contactin-associated protein-like 2. NCBI's taxonomy places the organism in Eukaryota, Metazoa, Cnidaria, Anthozoa, Scleractinia, Pocilloporidae. The record is from RefSeq and is a predicted model, not a curated record.